AUGGGGAAGAGGGGGGAGAGGUGGGAGAGUGGGGAGGGACAGAGAGAUGGAGAAGCGCUCGGUCAGGCGGUGAUGCGGCUGUGCAGGCUUGGAUACCACCAUGCAGGAAGUAAUGGAGGCGGCUUCAGCAAAGGUCAGACUGAGCUCGGCUUUCAUUACGUGGUCAUCAUGUGUUUGAUAAUUAGCAGACUGCAGCCGUCGGCGGCGUUGGGAGCUAUAGGAGCACGCACACUGUUGGAGCCGUGUCCUCGGGCGCUGACCUCGGAUCUGCUUUGUCACGCUCCUACGACACUGGUCCACACGCCGCCCAAUCACACGCCGCCCAAUCACACGCCGCCCAAUCACACGCCGCCCAAUCACACGCCGUCCAAUCACAAGCCGCCCAAUCACACGCUGCCCAAUCACAAGCCGUCCAAUCACACGCCGUCCAAUCACACGCCGCCCAAUCACAAGCCGUCCAAUCCCAAGCCGUCCAAUCACACGCCGCCCAAUCACAAGCCGUCCAAUCACACGCCGUCCAAUCACACACCGCCCAAUCACACGCUGCCCAAUCACAAGCCGUCCAAUCACACGGCUUCAUUUCCAACCAGAUGGAAGAUCAUAACGAUGUGUUUGUUCUUAUCAAAGAUACAAAAGUGUGACUAA
Messenger RNA from Knipowitschia caucasica, 645 nucleotides. The record is from the annotation of a GenBank genome assembly. Lineage: Eukaryota; Metazoa; Chordata; Actinopteri; Gobiiformes; Gobiidae.